UAUUGGUUGAGCCCCGGAAACAAGAAUCUGACUCUCUCUGGGGUUAAAUCAUUCUUUUCUUCUCUCGGUUCCCGAUUGAUAGAAGGGGAAUAAUACAACAGGCAGCGAGAGAGAGAGGAGGGAGGAUGUUGUGCUGGGGGGAGUUGGGCUCAGGGAGCGGACAGAAUCCGUGCUGUCAGUCAGAGGAGAUUCUCAAAGGAGAGAGAGUUCAUCAUGUUUGCAGCCGGGAAGGAGUCACUGUGUUUGUGUUGGAAAACGGAAAAGUUUACACCAAAGCCCGCGGACGGAAGCGAAAAUCAAAAUCAGGAAGUUUUGUUCACUUCAAAGAGCAGAAAAUUCAUUUUGCCGACUGUGGGUCAUCCCACAUCCUGUUCCUUUCUAAGGGCGGAAGUCUUUAUUAUAGUGAAGUAAACUCAAAGCAACUUGAAGCUCAGGCAAAGGAGUUCUCCAUACUGAAACCACAGUUACUUAAGGGUUUGAAUGACAGAAGAGUCAUUCAAGUGGCCUGUGGAAACAAUCACUCACUGGCAUUGGCCAAAGACGGUCAACUCUUUGCCUGGGGACAGAACACUUAUGGCCAGCUCGGUCUUGGUACAACAGAUGCCUCGCAGCACAAUCAUCAGCGUGUGAUGUCCCUCAUUGGGAUGCCAGUGGCUCAGAUCGCUGCGGGAGGAGAACACAGCUUCGCCCUGUCUCUCUCUGGGGCUCUGUUUGGAUGGGGAAGAAAUAAUCACGGACAGCUGGGACUCAAGGACACAGAGGAUAGACAUAAGCCCAGCCGCAUAAAGCUGUUGGAUUGUAAGAAGGUUGUCCAUGUCGCUUGUGGAGAAGAGCACACUGCUGUUCUGACCAAGGAUGGGCUUGUUUACACCUUUGGAGCAGGGCGUUAUGGGCAACUUGGACACAACUCUACAGAGGAUGAGACUAAACCUCAUCUGGUCGGCUACCAGAUUUUUGGAAAGAAAGCUUCUCAAAUAGCUUGUGGAAGUUACCACACACUUGUCUUUGUUCAGUCCUCUGGGAAGAUCUAUUCCUUUGGUCGUGGAGACAAAGGGCAACUUGGAAAUAGAGAAACCAAAGAUCAGCUAGUGCCUCUUCCCAUCAACAUCAUGGACAUCGUCAACAAUAAUGGAAAUGGAAACAAUCAUGAAGCAAGGUCAGUUGUGAGGAUAUUUGCAGGAGGAAACCAAAGUUUUGCAGAGUGCAAUCGUGCAGUGGAUUUGGCGUCCUCUACUGACCAGUCUGCCCUCUCCACUCUCAAUGCUUUCAGGCGAAUUGUGACAGUGGACAAUUUACUGGAGCAGGAAUUGAACAAAAACAAGAGAAGGGCAAUCAUUCGGGCAUUUUCUUCUCCUCAAGUUCUGUGUGGAAGUUUCCUGGAUGUCAGCAAGAAUGGCCAUUUCAAAAUGAAUGGAGAGACGUCUGGCCUGGAUUUGUCUGCAAUAUAUCAGUGCUUUGUGAAUUUGGCAAAGAACUCCUUAACUUUGCAGGUGAAGAAGGCAGUUGAGAAUAACCUGAUCCCAUCGUUACCCCGAUCUCCGACUUGUGUGGAAACAUUGCGAGUUUACAUUAUAAUACCAGAACUCAUUGCGGUUCUGACAGAGCCAAGGGACUCCGCAUUGCUGCUGCAACAUUUAAACAGAUCCAUUCUCUCACUUGAAGAGAGUUAUUUUAAAAUUCUUGAAUGCUGGUGGUGUACAAUGCCUUAUCAUUUCUUCAUGCGCCUUGUGAGGAUGUAUCAGAAGGAAUCAUGUCACCUUCUUCAACUCACAAUGACAGGCACCUCAUCAUGCAAUCCCCAACUACACAGUUCAUUGAAAAUCUUACAAACACUUUAUAAGGUAAACUUGAACAGAGAUGUAAAGAUUCUUGAAGGAAAUUUCUACAUUCCUGUCAUGAAGGUGUUGAAGGACUCUUUAACAUUAAUGAAUGGCUUUAAUGUUCCACAAAUUCACCCUCAGUCCUACUUCACAGCACUUCGCAUGGUUGCACAGCAAUUAAAGCCAUAUCCAUGCAUCUUUGAUUUGGAAACAAAACUUGCAUUAUUGAAUCUGGAAUGCAGAAUACUUCAAAAUAAACAGGUCUUUCCAAUACUACAGCUCCAGGUUUCAAGGGCAUCAAUUUUUCAGGACGCACUGCAAGGCUUAAAGGCUCAACCAGCUGCUUAUUUUACAACAAUUCAGGUCAGGUUUAAUGGUGAACCAUGUUAUGGCCAUGGGGUAUCUCAGGAGUUCUUCACCCUCUUUACUCAAGAACUGUACAGCAAUGGACGGCUAUUCAAACCCAAGAAAUGUUCUAAGCUACUUUGGUUCCCUAAGUUGGUACAGGAACCAGAAAUGGAUGAAGCAUUUUAUUUGGUGGGAAUUCUCUGCCAAUUUGCUGUAUCCAAUGGUUUUAUUUGUAAUUUUCACUUCCCAUUGGCUUUGUACAAAAAGCUGCUCAAUGUGCCACCAACAUUGGAUGAUCUGAAGGAACUUUCACCAACCCUGGGAAAAUCACUCCAGGAUGUCCUUGACUAUGAGUAUGAUGACAUUGAAGACAUAUAUUGUCAGGAUUUUACUAUCAACAAAAAAACAGCAGAUGGCAACAUAAUUCAGCAGGAACUCAUUCCUAAUGGUAGCAAUAUACUUCUUCAAAAGCAUAAUAGAAAACAGUAUGUUGAUGCUGUGGUGGAUUAUAAGCUAAACAUAUCAGUGAAGAAACAAUUUGAAGCCUUUUCUGGAGGUUUCUGGAGCGUACAUUCACUGCCAAUUGUGGACACAUUCCUACCUGAAGAACUAAGAGACGUUAUCCAGGGGAACACCAAAUACGAGUGGGAGUUGCUGGAACAGAAUGCAAAAUACUGUGAUUACCAACAAACUGACAGCGCAGUUAGGAAUUUUUGGAAAGUCUUUGCAAGCUUACCAGAAGAGAAGAAAAAGCGGUUUCUUGCUUUUCUGUCAGGAACUGACAGAAUCCCAGCAGGAGGGAUUCGGAAUUACUGUAUUACGAUUUUGAAAAGCCGGACCAAUGAACCAGAUUCCUCGUAUCCUCGUGCCUACACCUGUAGCAUGACCUUGGACCUCCCCAACUAUAGCAGCAUCAAAAUAUUGAGUGAAAAAUUACUUCAUGCAAUUGAAUUCAGUGAAGAAUUCAAUGCACAACCACCCUAAUAUUUGCAGCCAGGGCUUUGGUUUCAUUAAUCUGAGUGAUGUUGGCGGUUUACUAAAGAAAUCUGACUCAAUACAAUAAAUUGCAUUUGUUUCAUUACACACAUCUAAAGCAUCUAGUACUCAUAUGGUGUUGCUGUACUUUAAAUCUCCUCUACUCAAACGAACAAUAUAUGACAUGUAGUGGCAAGACCAACAUUUAUUUCCUAAUCCUAAUAUCCCUCGAGAGGGUAGUGGUGAGACAACAAAGUCACUUCAUCAACUAUUUGAAAGGGCAGCUUAAGAGACAUUUCCUUAAGUCUAUAGCCACAUAUAGUUGAGACCCCACAAAGGCAGCAGCUAUUUCUGAAUCACAGUCAUAGUCCACUCGUUUCACUUUUUAUUUUAUAUGUAUUUCAUUGAAUUUAGAAUUCUAGCUUCUGUGGUGAGAUUUGAAGUUAUGUCUGUCAAAUGCAAGCCUUUGGAUAACUGGACCGUUCAUGCAAUCACUAAGUUUUUGUACCCUAUAUUCAGUCAUGUGCUGUACCUAGCCGUAGGAAUGACACCAAUACAACAGAACUGGUACGAAGGCCGGGGAGGGGGUACAUAUUACAUACAUGUUGAGGAAGGUUUUGUGACUGCUAGUGGUAUGACCAAUGUUUACAUUAAUCUUCAUUAACAAAAAUGGAUGUGAUAACACAAUAAGUGGAGCAAAUAUAUAAUCUAUUUGGAGAAAUUCAAGGGUGGGUGCUGCAGUUAUUACAAAUUGUAGCAAACAGAACCAGUACAACGUCAUGUCAGAUAAAAUAACAUUGAAUGAACACCAAAGAAAUUGGCCUUUUAUUGUAUCCUCCCCAGACCAACAUCUGCACUCAAAAUGAGCUGCCAUCCAAUUAUUCUUCAUGUAACUCUAAUCAGCAUAAUUAUUUGAGGCUGUCUGUUUCAUGUAUUUAACAACACCAGCACUAUGACCAUCAAUUAAUUACCAUCCAUAUUAUUUAUCUCAGGUUUGUAAAUAAUUAGUUUAUGGAAUUCGAGUGUUGCUUGUCAAGGCCAACACAUAUUGCUGAUCUCUAGUUUUCCUGGAGAAGGUGACAGUCAGCUGUUUCUUGAACCCCCACAUUCCAUUUUAUGUAGGUGCACCCAUAGUGCCUGCCAUUAGGACAGGAGCCCAUCACCUUUGGCAGAGAGUUCCAAAUUCUCACCACUAUCUGGGUGAAGAAGCUUCUUCUGAGUUCCAUUCGAUUUCUUGAUGACAAUUUUACAUUGAUGGACUUUAGCAAUUUUUCCACAAAUGGAAACAAUCUGUACUUCAGCAAAGCCUUUCAACAUCAAAAAGGCAGCCACCGGGCACCAUUUUUCAAGAAAAAGAGUCACAGCCUGUUUAACCUUUACCAUUGAAUGUAGGGUCACAUUUUUUGCACUGUCUUUAGCUCGUUAAUAUGCUACUUUUAUAAUGUGACAGUACUGUACAAAUUUGUGAUUCUUAAUUUUUAAUAUAUUAAUUCCUGACCACUUUUUUUCUCCCAGAAUGUAAUGUCUCAGUUAUCUGGUGUGAAACUCGUUACCAAUGAUACUCUCAUUCUGUAACUUUAUUCUGCAUGCUGUUAAUUGUUCAUUUGAACCACAUUUUUACCAAAGUUACUUGAAGAAUCUGGA
This is a messenger RNA of Stegostoma tigrinum, 4787 nucleotides long. Its product is annotated as probable E3 ubiquitin-protein ligase HERC3. The record is from RefSeq and is a predicted model, not a curated record. Gene Ontology annotation, molecular function: ubiquitin protein ligase activity. The coding region runs from base 126 to 3152 and encodes 1008 amino acids. Gene Ontology annotation, biological process: ubiquitin-dependent protein catabolic process; protein ubiquitination. The transcript is spliced from 24 exons. NCBI's taxonomy places the organism in Eukaryota, Metazoa, Chordata, Chondrichthyes, Orectolobiformes, Stegostomatidae.